Molecule: messenger RNA, 8683 nt
Organism: Poecile atricapillus (Black-capped chickadee)
Lineage: Eukaryota; Metazoa; Chordata; Aves; Passeriformes; Paridae
Gene: SPRY1
Product: sprouty RTK signaling antagonist 1
Exons: 2
Coding region: 278-1240 (320 amino acids)
Biological process (GO): negative regulation of Ras protein signal transduction; animal organ development; negative regulation of fibroblast growth factor receptor signaling pathway
Cellular component (GO): membrane; cytosol
Source: RefSeq, a predicted model, not a curated record
CGACCACCCUCCCGCCGUCCCCCGCCCGGAACGGAGGCACCGGGCUGCUGCGGGAAGGCUUGCUGGGAACCGGGGCCGGCUGCGAACGAGCAGAACGUCAGAAACACCCCUCGAACGCUCCUCGCAGGUGGGGGCCGGAGGGGCUGAGGCGGCGGGUGCCGAGCCGCACCGCGGGGAACCCCCGGCGCUGAGCGGCCGCUCGGCUGCCGCUUUAAGCGCCAGGAUUUCAGAUGCAUGCCAGGUUCCCGCUGAAUGCCAGCAGCAGAGAUCCCUACAGAUGGAGCCCCAAAGUCAGCAUGGCAGCGGCGGCUCCCUGGUGGUGAUUCAGCAGCCCUCCCUGGACAGCCGGCAGCGCUUGGACUAUGACAGGGACAGCCAGCCCACCACCAUCUUGUCACUGGACCAGAUCAAGGCCAUCAGGGGCAGCAACGAAUACACCGAGGGGCCGUCGGUGGUGAAAAAGUCGGGUCCGCGGACGGCGCCGAGGCAGGAGAAGCAUGAGAGGACUCACGAGAUUAUACCGAUUAAUGUGAAUAACAACUACGAGCACAGGCCCGGCCACGCGGGGCACGUGGCGCAUCAGCAUAACGCCAGGGCUCCCGUCCUGAGCCGAUCCACCAGCACGGGCAGCGCCGCCAGCUCCGGCAGCAACAGCAGCGCCUCCUCGGAGCAAGGGCUGCUGGGGCGCUCGCCGCCCUCCCGGCCGGGCUCCGGCCACAGAUCCGACCGGACAAUCCGGGCGCAGCCCAAGCAGUCGGCCCUGAUCGUGGACGAUCUGAAGGGGCCUUUGAAAGAGGACUUGACGCAGCACAAGUUCAUCUGCGAGCAGUGCGGGAAGUGCAAGUGCGGGGAGUGCACGGCGCCGCGGGCCCUGCCCUCCUGCCUGGCCUGCAACCGGCAGUGCCUGUGCUCGGCCGAGAGCAUGGUGGAGUACGGCACCUGCAUGUGCCUGGUCAAAGGGAUCUUCUACCACUGUUCCAACGACGAUGAAGGGGACUCGUACGCGGAUAAUCCCUGCUCCUGCUCCCAGUCACACUGCUGUUCUAGGUACCUGUGCAUGGGAGCCAUGUCCUUGUUCCUGCCUUGCUUGCUCUGCUACCCUCCGGCCAAAGGAUGCCUAAAACUCUGCCGGGGGUGCUACGACCGCGUCAAUCGUCCGGGGUGCCGGUGCAAGAACUCCAACACGGUCUAUUGUAAACUGGAGAGCUGCCCCUCCCGGGGUCAGGGCAAGCCCUCAUGAUUUUGGGAGGGAGGUUUACUUCCUCCAACUUCAGUUUUUCAGGUUGUAGCUGAUUUUUUUUUUUCCCCUCCUCCCAUCUUUUCUUCUUCCCCCCUUCCACUCCCAAUUUGGGAGGACUGUUCCUUUCCUUUCCUUUCUGUCUGCCCAACUUCAGACACAUGAGUUCGUCCCCUUGCAUCUUUGCUCUCCUCCUCCUACUGACUUGGCUGAGUGUGGAGCGUUUCACGCAGUCGCUGCUGCUCUUUGGUAAGUGUGGACCUGGGAUCUGCACCUGCCGCUCGCUCGGGCAGGGUCUUUGAGUUUGCAACUGAACCACUCCUGAAAGAGACAGUGAGGGCUCACUGGGCUCUUGAAGCUUCUUGCUCUGUGAAUAUCUUCCCAAAGAUGUCUUUUUUGUUUGUUGUUUUUGGUUUUUUUUUGUUCUCAGCAAGUUAUGUUUUUUUUUUCUCCUUAACCUCCCGGGUGCCAAGGAAGAAUAACUUCCCUGAGUGAGCUGGAUUGUGAAAUAACUUUUUGUGUGUGUUCUUUCUGGAGAGGGAUGUAAAAUAAAGGCUUCACCAAAUGAAAGGCCUGACUCUUCUAUAAGCAGCCUGCUUCUUUUUGCAUCUUUUUUUUUUCCACCCCCCCUCUCUUUUUGUCUUAACUUUUGGAGCAUUCUCAGGUCUGAGAAUUGCCCUGCCCUUUUUUUCUUCAUUUUUUCUAUUUUACAUUUUCAAUGUAACUUCAGUUUUUGCUACACUGUGCAGAUCUUCACAUUGGAGACAUUGUGGCUGCAACAUACUCAUGUUUCUUUUGCUGUCCAGUCUUUGAAGGAUAUUGCUCACUCCACCCUCCUAAUCCCGUUUUUAUAGUCUGUCAGUAUCAGUUGAUAUUAAAGUUGGUGGUGUUCAUAUAUCCAAACAGCCUUCAGGUGUCAUUGAGUCACCUAAACGUUCUUGAAUCCUUCAAGUCUCUUGUGAUCCUUUGGCUUAGUGAGUUUAGCUCUGCUCUGUACUUUAUAAUUUUAUUCUGUCCCUGUUUUAUUGCCUUAGCCACAAAUUGUGGUCCUUUUUUGUAUAUUUUAUGUAUAAAACACAAAGUUGAAUCCCAACUAUUUUUAAGACAAAAGUCUGUUAAAACUUUUUUUAUUGUAAAGAAUAUUUAUUAUGUGAAUCUCUAUUAUUUUAUGAUAUUUAUUGCAAAAGACUUCGAAAAUGUACUCAUGUCUGAAUAUAACAAAAUAUCAAUACUUAACGAAAUAAGGAUGACACGAAGAAAGUACAUAUGUUAACUAUAAUGCAGAAAAUAUAUUAAUUAAUGAAAACGCCUCUGGAGUUCUUUUGUUACAAUGACAGGUUGUGAGCUACGUGUGUGUAUUGCUGGGCUGUUCCUCCUUCAGGUCUGUCAGGUGGCAAACAACCUCCUGUUGGUACUUCAAAGCCACUAGUCUGUGCUCUAGUUUAGUUUACCUAAUCUUAAGUUUAAGCCAACUAUAUAUCAAAUAAGGGAUAUUUAAUACAAUUGAAUCUGUGUUGUGCUUAACAGUGCCAAGAAACGGAGGCUCUAUUUAUUUACCAAAGAAUUUGGAAAUACAGUUGUGGAGGAGGAAACCACAACUUCCAAGUUGUUUCUUUGUUGGGUUUUUUUUUAUUAUUUUUUGUUUUUUCUUAAGGAAUACCACAUUAACAUGCAAAGCCAUUUAAAAUUUUCCUAUCUAGAACUUCCUGUCUGGUUAAACUGUGCAGCAGCUGAAGAAAUGAAUCUUCCCAGCUGGAUUUUAAAUAAAAAGCUUGGAGGCAGGAUGAAAAACAGUGAUUGUGUUGCUGUAGUUUGGUAGCUUUGAAAUCUGGGAAUGUGUGUGCGCGCUUGGGCCCACGUCUGUGACUUAUUCGGUUGUUUUCCCAUACGUUUUCCAAUGUCAACUGAAUCUUCUGUCUUUAAAUUAAAGGCUCUUAAGGGUGACCUAAGUGUCACAGCUACUUGUGGCCAUUUAACACACAUUCCACAGAAAAAGCUUUUCAUUAAGAGUGAAAGGGGAGACCUCAUUCUUUUCCUCAUGUGGGUCAAGGUUACAUCACAAUUCUCCUGAACUUUAAAAGUUUUAAAUGGAUGCAGUUUCACAUGGUGUUCAGAGUAAGUGGUUCUAGAGAAGCUCCACUUCAGAACAGAGCGAUGACUUGACAAAUGUGUCAUAUCUUGCUCUUUUUUUAAGUCCUGCUGCUUUGAGUUGCCAUAUUCAAGCUGCUCUGACUCCCAGCACGGUGAUGAUUUGUAGUUAAUUCCAUGCCAACUGACGCAGUGUCACCGAAUGGAGCUGACUGAAAAGCUGCUCUUUUAUUAAGCAGCACAGAUGACCCCUGAGAGGCACAAAGUGAAAUCAUCAUCCGAGUGCGUCUAGGAACGCUUUGCAGGAUGCGGCUGCUGCUGCUCCUCUGUGUGACACAAGUGACGGGCUGGGGGGCUUGUGGGGCAGCACUGGAUGCACACAGAUUCUGCUUUCCGAGAUUUCCCGAGAGGAAGCAAAGCCAGGAGAGGAAUGUUCCCGAGGAGCAGGGACUUGCACUCCUUCGCUAUCACCGUGCGUCUCGAAGAGCGACAGCUGCAAGUGGCCCCGCGGACACAAUGGAGGCCUUGUCCGGUGCUGGCCAGAGAUGUCCACUGGUAACUGUGCGCUGACACCCGGGAACACGGAGCCAACUGCCUCCUCACAGCUGGACCACAGCCAGCUCCCUGCUCGGGGCCUUUGCUCCAAGGGCGCUGCUUGUGCCUCCUCAAGGAAAACGUUGCCCUCUGUACCGCUGUCUCUUUUUUAUUCCAGCCAGGUGACUUACCUGGGGGCUUGGGUUGGUUCCUAGCAGAAGAGGAUGUUCUCCGUCCUUUAGUGAUUGUCCUAUGUCGUGGCACUGUUUCAGAUCUCUUUUUUUAAAACAAAAGCUACGCUCUAGUUAAUCAUACUCCCUUUACUAACCAGAUUUUGGGAAUAACCUGAGGGUGCAGCUCCUCUGGAGAAAAAAUUGAUUUGGACCUACACAGCAAAGAGAAGAAAACAGUUCCUUGCAGGUCUUACAUGGUUUUCUAAUUGCCAGGUAGAGCAGGCAGUGUUAGAAAAAUGAGAAUAAUGUAUUUUUCUCUUGGGUUAGAUGCUGUAUGCUUUGUAUUUAACAUCCAAAUAUAUCUGAGCUCACUUCUGGGUACUCUGGAAUGUCAUUGCCACUAUGCCAUGGAAAUGACUGGGGAUUCAUUCAGGCAGCUGGAUUUUGUGGUGUAGAACCAUGGAGGGUCACAUGAGAGUACAGCUGAAAGAGAACGGAGCAAGCUGACAGCUGGGUGAAGUGAAGCUGUGAAGCCUCCACAGCCUGAAGAGACACAGGUUACUUUAAAUAUGGCCCAAGUGGUCUGCUACUGUGUCUUUUUCACUUUCCAUCCAUCCAAGGAUGCUGUGUUCUGUUGGAAGGGGGUUUGCUGUGGGGAUUUCCAGCAAUUAGGGCACUGAAGUGCACAUUUCAGUCCUUCAGCCCCAAAUUUAUCAGGGGCUGUUUGAGGUUACACCUCCGCAUCUGCAGAGCGACAGACUGUCAGAGCCUGUUGCAACAUAAAAAGUGACUUUUUUCCCAUGAUAUUUCUGAGAUCUUCUUUUGAGAAGCCAAGAGAACUCUGUGUAAAAUGAUGGUGUAAUUAGGCAGUAAGUUCAGCUGACCUACUGACCUAAUUGCAUGGGUGGGUGAUGGAUUUGGCUGAGGCUGCCAUCUGGUUCCAACAGCAGAGGCCUCAGGCGUGUAAGGUCUGCGUUGAAGGAAAAAAGAGAAGUCCAGAAAGUUGGAAUUCUUGCUUUGCUUAAUGUCUUGAAACUCGUGAUAAGAGAUGAGUUUAGGAAACAGUAAUUUAGCAAUAAAACCAAUGGGUAGAUAAAGUUUCCAUGUUCCAUGCUGGAGGAAUCCAUGGCCGGGGUGAGAAUUUGCCCUCAGAGUCAGGGUGUUUCUCCAAAGAUGGCUCCAUUACACCACUGCUGGGGUGGGUGAGGGUGUUUUUCAAGGGGGGAUAAUGCCUAACAAAUGAAAAGUACUUGCUCUUGUUUAUGGUUCCAUAUCAUAAAGACAGGUAGGAGAGGAUUAGCUCCUCCGUCUGUGAUAAAGCAAAUCUGUUAAAAGGGAUUAAAGGGGCUAGAUGAAGUGUUUUAAUGGACUUAUAUGAAGUAAUAGAUUUUUGUCCUGGAGGAAAAAUCUUCUUCAGGACUCACGGAUACUUCUGCAUUUCUUGUUCUGCUAAAAUUGCCUCCAAAUUCUAAGGAAUCCUGAUUAAUUGUUGGCUUUCUUCCAGCUGCAGCAUUUGUGUCAGUCAUAUGGUGGUGCUUCAAAAAACCUGGAAUAAAAUUCUGUUCUGCUCUCACACAGCUGGAUUUACCAGCCUUCUUAGACAGCACAUGGGGCUGCACAGGUCUUAUUCUGAUGACCCUUCAUUUGGAGGGCAGUUUGCUUUUGGGGCAGCUCUUAAUCAUUUGUAGUUCUUCUCCGUGGCAGUGUUUCACCUUCCUCUGGCUGGUGGGAGGAGCCAAGGCAUGGCUUCUCCCCUUGGCAUUAGGUACCCAGCCAUGGGGAGGCCGUGGUAAGGAGCUUUCUGCUCACUGGAAGGAUCUGCUCAAAAACCUUGUGAUCUCCAGAGUGGUGUUUACCCCUCAGUUUGUAUUUGUGAUAAACGGAUGCAGUGCAGUUGGUUUUCCCAGGAGCUGCCAUUCCCACUCCUCCUGCAGAAGGUGUCUUGAGAUACUGCCUCAUUUACUGACCAAUAAAUACAAAUUGGGGAAAGUUUCCCUGCAAACCACACAUGGCUUGGCUUUUCAGUUUAAGUAUGUAUGGAUGAGACACUAGUCUUAAUGAAUAACUUUUGAUUUUAGCAUCAGAAAAGAACCAGAAAUUCACCUGGAUUUCUCAGUAUUCCUGAUACAUGCAUGGGGCAGCAUUAUAAGAGACAGAGUGUGCUUCCAGGAGAAGUACAUAUUCCAAAAUUAGCUUGAAAGUGUGGUAGCACUUUAUUUUGGAGCAGAGAAACAUCCUUUUGGUCAGUCCUUGGAGAAAGGUGUGCCUGAUAGCCGUGGCUCUGGCCUUGUAAGCACGGCCCUGUUUUGUGAAGCUUUGUCUACACCUUCGGUGCCCCGACCUGAAAACAAACAUCCUGCAGAACACGAUGUCAGGAGGCACAAACAGCCUGACAGAGUCUCUGCCCCCAGGGGCUGAACCCCAUUGUGUUUGUGCAAGAAGGAGCACAAUGGGACAUCCUGCCUGACCCCGCAGGGUCGCUGCCGGAGUAUGAGCGGGUUUAUUCCAUGGAAUAUUUCUUCUGAAUGGAGCUGAUGGAUUUACACCAGUGAAUGAGUGGGCUGGGUGACAGGAAUGGCCAGUGCUCAUAAAUGUUAGGAUGUCCUUAGUUUGUGGGAUAAAGUGACUGUGAGAAGGAGCUGGAGCUCCCUAAACAGGCUGAUAUUACAUAACUGAUUAACCACUCAAUGGCUGUUUUAAAUGAAACCUCCUGUUCUCUGGCACACACUUCAAUUUCCAAACUGCCUGAGAGUUCUUGCAGUGCCGUGAGGAUUCCUCUUCCAUACUCCAAGCAGGAGGAAGAGAUGAAUUUACAUGACCUGGUGAAGGUUCUCUCCAAAGCUUUGUUUCUUGUGUGAUGUCUGAUUUGUUGUUUUUGGACCUGUGCACUUUAUGAGUAGCACACUUGCAGAUAAAAAUUUAUAAACUAAUUGCCUGAAAGGAAGGGGAAGUGCUGGAGCUUUUCUCUAACCUGGAUACUGGGAGAUUUCACAGUACCUUCUUUUUAUACCAAAGUCUUACCUAAAUCCAGUCUCAUUUACCUGACCCCUUCCUUUUAGGGAAUAAUUGUCCAUUUUUCUACAUGGCAUGCAAAACUUUUCUGGAUGAAAUGUGCUACAACUACAGGAGCACCUGUGCUGUCACUGAGGCACUUUUUGAUUUAAUACAUUUUUACACGUGCUGUGUCUCAUCCAGUUCAAGGUGAGGAUAAACCCAGUUAGGGCAGGAAAUACAGGAUAGCUGGAUGUCGUGAAUUUGUUCUGUUCCGAAAUUCAACUCCGGUAUGAGCUUUGCCAAACUUUGGCUGUACUUGGGCUUGAAUUUACUGAUCUGCCAAGAGUAUGUGAGGAAACACUGUUAGAAUUGAAAAUGCAACAGUUCUGCUGUGUUGAAUAGUCAAGGGGUCUCUCUGUAGCAAGUGGUAGCAAUGGAAGGUGCCAUUCUGGAGUCUCCACAGAGAUUUUUGUAUGGGCUUUCAAACCUGGAGUUCUAGGGCCUGUGUUCUUGUAUCCUCACUUUCCAUCCCUUGCCCUGUACUGGAGCAGAAGCACUUGCCAUGAUAGUUCCAGAGUUAUCCAUCACUGCUGCCAGGUGCACGUAAAUCCCCUGGAAAAGUUAAUCUCAUCUGCUCUCCCUCCUGACACUUCUAACACACUGGGGUUGGGACAACUUUACCUGUUCAGGUGGCAAAAAUUGCAAAGUGUCUCAGAGCAUUUUGCACUUGGACUUAAAUUCUCUUAAAUUAACUGUGCCUGACAGAACAGCUCCGAAGGAAACACUUCUCUUUGGCUGCUGGGAAAACUUGGGCUGGAGGGCUGGAGCCACACUGAGGCACUGGCACAACCAGGAGCCUUUGACCAGCAGUGUUUAAUUACUGAGUCAUUCUGUGCAGAGGGAUGGAUGGAUGGAUGGAUGGAUGGAUGGAUGGAUGGAUGGAUGGAUGGAUGGAUGGAUGGAUGGAUGGGAGGGAGAAACCCCUUCCUUCUGGAAACUAGCACUUUCUGGAGAAUAUUUAAAACAUGCCAUAGAUGGGGAGGGUGUGGUGGGUUAGAAGGAUUGUUAGUACUCUAGGGGGAAAAUAUAUAAUCCCAAGACAGGGACCAAUUGGAAACGUUCUUGGUACAGCACACUGUACGGUAUGAUCCACCUGUAAUGAACAGUUUCCAUAUUUAUUAGUUUUUGCGGGGUUUUUUUUUCAAUGGCAGCAGUGCUGAUGUCUGGGUGUCAGCGUCUGGAUAUGUGGGAAACGAGGUAAGAGCCUAAAUAAUACAUGUUACUUGCAGGGCUGGAAACUAGAGCCAUAUCCUAUGGCCUUCUAAUUAAAACUCUUUAUUUCCACAGAUUUAUUCUGUGGGCCUUACUAAAUAGAUCAGCCUUGGGUUUCUAAUGGUGACUACUUGAGGAGGAAUGUCGCCUUUGUUCCCCUGAAUGGUGGGGAGCAGAUUACCGGGCUGCCAAUUUCCUGCUGCCUUUCAGAGCUGCAAUUUGAGCCCUAUUUGCUCCUGGCUCUUGCACAAUUGGAAACAAUGGGUGGCUUCUUUCAGGUUUCACUUCAGAGCUCUUAGAAACUGGGGAAGUGGCAAAAGCCCUACUUUACAGGUAAUUAACAAUAGAUAAUGUUUGCUCUGCGUUUCCACACCCCCCCCCCCCU